AUGGAAGUAGUUGACAUGCUCCCGGCUGAGGAACAGCGGUCAGUAUGGGAUGAAACGGAGCGGAAUUUUUGGCUCAGGUUCGACGAUGAGAACGAUGCCAGCCAUGGCGAGACCCAGCAGAUGUAUAGAAUCAGGGCGUCAAAGACCAGAGCCGAACUCGAUGCGUUGAUGAUGAAGCAAUCACAACUCACCGAGAGACAGGAACGCCUUCUCAAGGAGCUAACGCAAGUCGAAGCGGAGCUUGCUCGAGUUGUGGAAGCGUGUGACGACAAAGCCACCAAAUUGAAUAUUCUAGAGCAAGAAUAUCGCCAAAGCGAACACGAAAGACUGGAGCAACGCGCUCAGAUUGCCAAAAGCAUGGAAAGAUUCUUCAGGAUCAAACGAGGAGAGGAUCCUGACGCGCUAUCUGAACGGGAUAGGGAUCAUUUGCGUGAAGUUCUCAGGAACAGUAUGCGGUCCCGCCGCGUUGGGCAUGAGGGACACGAAGCCGCCCGCGCCGAAGCCCUGGAGCAGGCUAAUGAAGCAGCAAGAACGACUCGUGUCCUGACUCCCGUCCGUGUCUCUUCGGCUGCGCAGAGGUCGUCUAAUAACGUGCUUGUCAAUAUCGUUGAUGCAGAUGGCCAUGUGAUUGGUCCUGUAGAGAGAACUGAUCCAUGGAACCAAUGGGUUGAAUUUAUUCAAGGCUUGCCCAUAAAGCGACAUGUCAAGAUACGCCGGGGACGCAAGUUCACUUCUGAUCACUUGGGUACCAUCUACGACCGCUCAGAAGCCAAAGGGGUGAGGUGGCUGGCGUGCAUGAUUCAAGCCACGGGGGAAAUUCAACAGCGACGAUGCCACUCCUGUGAUAAGAACCAAGGUGCUUUUGAUGACUGUAUUGUUCUGGGCGGACCACUGUUUCAAAAGUGCGGCAAUUGCGAAUGGAAUCGUCAAGGGUGCCAUAUGCCUUCAACUCCCAAAUCCGCAAACAGAGAAUUCGGGAACGAACAAAUGCAGCCUCGUGACGCCGGCAAGGAAUCAGAGCAGCUAGUCUAUCGGAUGCCGCCGGCGAGUCAAUCUCAUCCUCAUCCGAGCCGGGAGCCACGGACAUCAGGUCGAUUGAACGGAAACCCUAUUGUACCUGAACCGACGCAAAUGCCAACACCAAAAGAAAGCCGUGACCGUCCUUUCUCCAACCCAAACCAUGUUGCUUCAAAUGGCUUCACGCCCGCGAAUUUCCGAAGUCGACCGCCUUCUCGAGACAUCCCAACUCCCUCUGUGCAGUCUGUUGAGAAUUCCCCGCAGCCUGCGAAGCAGCGUCUCUCUUCGUCGGACGAGAUUACGAGAAGUAACUUGAUCCUCAGGCACGAUGGCACCGUCUACACCUUUCCCGAGUGCGUUCAGGGCGUCCCUCUGGUGAAAAUUGACGAAAACCACCCCUAUUGGGAUCCGCGUUGGCCGCCUGUACGGUCCAUCAUUGAACCACAGCUCGAGCUCUGGCGCGAAAAGUUUGUUGAAUCCGUGGAGAAGAAGGCAAAAGGCGAAGGCGGCUCCGCCAGAUUUCAAAAUGGACGCCAGGUCAAUCGUGGCAUCAAAAUCUUGGAAUUCUUACGAGACGGUGAAAUCAGCCCCUACCAGCUAUUGUCGAAACAGUAUACACAUACUGGAAAGGGAACCAUUACGGCAUACGAUACGUUGUUCCGAAUGUGCGAAACUCUGGGGGAACUGGCCAAAUAUCAACUUGACAUUUCGCCAGUCGAAUGGCUGCGCCAUCGUCUCCACGAGAUCAUCGCAGAAAAGGGACCAAAUUUCAAUUAUUCCAAAAUCAUGCACGACUUUUAUCACGAUCCCAAGCUUGCCACCCUGCGCUCCAAGAACGGCUACAAGAGUAUCGGACGCCCAUCUGGCUACAAAGCUGGGCAAACCGCGGGAAACGGCAACAACAGCACGCCCCAAGGGGGCAUGAGGAAGAGGAAAAGCAUGCACUCCCAGACGGACACGCCCCGGGCGACGCCACCCUCUAGUCACUCGCCGUCCCUGGCUCAGGAAGACUACAAUCGAUCUCCUCUUGCCAGUAAUGCAGCUCCGUAUUCGACAGACGGUCCGUUUGAGGGAUCAAUGCAAAAGCGUCUAAAGCCAUUGUCCCCUGUAUCGACGCAUCCAAACGACGAAUUUUACACUGAUGGCAUUUCAGACACGGAUUCUUGGAGUGGGGCCUCGAUUCAAACGCUGGAUUGGCGUAUUUACCAAGUGAAGACGAGACUAUUCACGAGCUCCACAAAGGUGACGCAGUACUGGCAUUGGAAAGAGGAGAAGCGCAUCUUUGAGCAUCAGGUCCUCAAGGACACGAAUCCUGCUAGCUGGGGCAUCCUCCGAUCUCCAAUCGACUUUAACAUCGCACUGGACGAUAUUGUCCAGGUUGAUUGGAACAUUGAUGCCCUGCAGGUGCAUUUUGUAAUACGUCAAUUUGGUUCCAGGCUUGCCAAGCAAGAUAAGAAGCCCAUAGGCGACGUCAUGGCAGCAUUCAAGCGGGAGACUACAAUGCGUCGGUUCCUCAGCUACUGUCGCCAGCGCCGGCUGAAGCUGGUCAAGGUCACGGCCGACGAAAUUGAACAACGAUGGGGCAAUAUGCAGUCUGAGAAACUGCCCAAUACAGACGAAGAGGCAAGCCCAGCGUUCAGGGAAUAG
This is a messenger RNA of Metarhizium album ARSEF 1941, 2664 nucleotides long. RefSeq lists its product as uncharacterized. The record is from RefSeq and is a predicted model, not a curated record. Lineage: Eukaryota; Fungi; Ascomycota; Sordariomycetes; Hypocreales; Clavicipitaceae. The transcript is spliced from 2 exons. Bases 1 to 2664 code for a protein of 887 amino acids.